CAGCUUGGGAAUUCCGGGUAGCAACACAAUAAAUACAAAUACGAUGGCCAAUCACAAUCGACGGGAGGCGUGUCUUACAUUUCGCUUUUCUGACUGUUUACUUCCGUCAAUAUUCAAAGAAAAGCAGAAAAUUAUCACCAUAACAAAGGACUCGCUGUCUUUGGAGCAGGUGGAAGAAGAUGCCGUUCUUGGGCCAAGACUGGAGAUCACCAGGCUGGAGCUGGAUCAAAACUGAGGAUGGCUGGAAACGCUUUGAAUAUUUCAGCCACAAAUUGGGAGAUAACAUCAAUGAGCUUGGCUUGGAAGAAUUGGACAAUGAUAACAAGGAGAACGUCUUUGUGGGAGAUGUCUGUGAAGUAGCUGCCAAGAAGAGAAAAAAGGACUUUUUCAACAACAACACUAAGUCACAGUUUUUGUUCCAGGAGAGGUGGAUCUACGUUCAGAAGGAGAGUACGAGAGAGAGACAUGGCUACUGUACUCUUGGUGAGGCCUUCAAUCGUCUGGACUUUUCCAGUGCCAUUCAGGAUGUGCGGCGAUUCAACUAUGUAGUCAAACUUCUGCAGUUGAUUGCCAAGUCCCAGCUGACGUCUUUGAGUGGAGCUGCUCAGAAAAACUAUUUUAAUGUCCUGGAGAAGAUUGUGAGAAAAGUUCUGGAUGACCAUCAGAACCCGAGACUGAUCAAGGCGUUGCUGCAUGAUUUAAGCUCCACCCUCUGCAUCCUCAUGCGAGAAGUUGGGAAGUCUGUGCUGGUUGGCAACAUCAACAUUUGGGUCUGCCGUUUAGAAACCAUAUUAAACUGGCAACAGCAGCUCAACAAUUUGCAAAUUCCAAAGCAUGUUUCAAAUGGGAUGACACUGAGUGACCUCCCUUUGCACAUGCAAAACAACAUCCUGUACAAGUUUAGUGAUGCCUGUGACAUCAUCAGUCUGGGACAAGCCACACUAACACUGCACAUGCUCAGUGAGGACCGGCAACUGUGGAAGAAACUGUGCCAGUUUCAUUUUGCUGAGAAACAGUUCUGCAGGCACUUGAUUCUGUCAGAGAAGGGCCAUGUGGACUGGAAGCUGAUGUUUUUCACACUUCAGAAAUACUACCCUCAGAAAGAACAGUACGGAGACACUCUGCAGUUCUGCAGGCACUGUAGCAUCCUCUUCUGGAACGACAGACACCUGGCUUUGAUCUUUAAGGACUCGGGACAUCCUUGCACGGCAAACGACCCCGACAGCUGCCUCACGCCCGUCUCUCCCCAGCACUUCAUAGACCUCUUCAAGUUCUGAAAUUCAGAAUGCUCUUGGACCUCUGGCCUUCCAAUCUCCUCUGGAACAUCCUGCAAACAAACACCUCUAAACAAGACUCUGAACCCCUCAACCUUUAUCCACUCUGUGCUCCAACCAUGUUUCUUCUCCUCCCUUACGUUUCCCAGACGGUCGUUCUGUGAUUAAAAAGUGUGAAAGUUCAAUCCUCUGACAAUGUAA
Megalobrama amblycephala (Wuchang bream) is the source of this 1475-nucleotide messenger RNA. It is a transcript of the gene fbxo25, whose product is annotated as F-box protein 25. Gene Ontology annotation, molecular function: protein binding. Gene Ontology annotation, cellular component: nucleus; SCF ubiquitin ligase complex; cytoplasm. The record is from RefSeq and is a predicted model, not a curated record. The transcript is spliced from 11 exons. Gene Ontology annotation, biological process: protein ubiquitination. The coding region runs from base 180 to 1277 and encodes 365 amino acids. Lineage: Eukaryota; Metazoa; Chordata; Actinopteri; Cypriniformes; Xenocyprididae.